This is a messenger RNA of Orbilia oligospora ATCC 24927, 954 nucleotides long. RefSeq lists its product as uncharacterized. NCBI's taxonomy places the organism in Eukaryota, Fungi, Ascomycota, Orbiliomycetes, Orbiliales, Orbiliaceae. The record is from RefSeq and is a predicted model, not a curated record. The transcript has 2 exons. Bases 1 to 954 code for a protein of 317 amino acids.
AUGGCUCUUCAGCAUUACGCUCAAACCAUCAGAAGAAUGUUUAAACAAAGCCCAGUUACCGGCAAUUCAGAUGUUUCUAAGCAAGAAGUCCUUAUGUUUCUUAAGAUCACGGGUCUUUCCAUUGACCCAGAGGUCAUAUACACACAAAGAGAGCUUAUCAAAGAUACUGAAGAUUUGUGGAGAGUGGUAAGAACAAUCGUGGUAUCUCAAACUCACAAAAGUCAUGAUUCCUCAACCUACGGCCAAAGCCUUGCGCAAGCUGGGCUUCCAGAAAUUAUCAUUCAGAGGGUGCUCUCCGAGCCCUGGAAAAAAUAUACGGUGAUGUGGCAGCCAAUAGAGAUUAUACUCUUAUGCGCGAUCACUAGACUGCGUGAAAAUCAUGCGAGGAUUGUCUUCCAGCAACGGACAGGGACUCGGACGAUAACUCCGACGUUCAACAAGACUACAACCGUUAGUCCCGGAGCUUGGCUAUACUAUGUGGGCGGUAUCAACAUUGUCGCCCUAUUUGUCAAAGAAAAUAACUUCGGUUAUUGCCUCACGCCACCGCCCUCUAUAUUCUCCGAUUGCGAACAUAUGCUCUAUCUUUUUACAACCCUAGCAAGCGCUAAAAAAUAUUGCGAAUGGGUGUCCACUAUGAUGUCAGAAGACGUUAAAUUCGGUAUUCUAGCCCUCCAUUUGGAACGGGAGCAUGAGCGAGCCAUUGCCCAACAUGUUGGGAGGAUUCAAGGCAUGGAAACAUGGCUACAGUACGUGCAGGAGACAAACGAGGGACUGGAACGUUGUGAUAUAAUUUGUGGGAAAAGGUGUGACAACCAAGAUGAUACCAUCCUAGCAUUUCGGCAUCGGUCGUGGGAGAUACUUACGGACACGAGUUACUGGUGGUUGCCUGCGGCAGAAGAAGAAACGGCUGAAAGCGGGGACCUCGUCAGCUCACUCGAAUUGGUUAGAUCAUAG